Dovyalis caffra is the source of this 441-nucleotide messenger RNA. Lineage: Eukaryota; Viridiplantae; Streptophyta; Magnoliopsida; Malpighiales; Salicaceae. The record is from the annotation of a GenBank genome assembly.
AUGGUGAUAAAUCCAGCAAGCUUAUUGUUGCGUGGGGUGAAGGGACAGGUUUGCAUGACUGAAGAUUUAGGUCCAUGUGAUAUUGCGGAUUGCAACGCCAAGUGUACGUCAAAACAUGCUGGUGGUGAAGGGCAUUGUGGCACCAGCUCCUCAAUAAUUUUCACAUGCAAAUGCCACUAUAACUGUACGGUUCCUCCUCCGCCGCCGUCAUUGCCGCUGCCACCACCAAAAAACAAAAUCUGCACUCUGGGGUUGGGUAAGUGCAGUGGAGCUUGCAACGAGAAAUGCUGUAAUGAAAAUUGUGCUGCUAGAUAUCCUGGACCUAUGGAAGGUUUAAAGGAGGCGACUCCACUACUUAAAUUGAGAAUAUAUCAGUUUGAGCGAAGAAAAGUAAUCUGCAGUUUACCUGUAUCAUUUACGAAGAUGUCAAAUGGAAGGUGA